Artibeus jamaicensis (Jamaican fruit-eating bat) is the source of this 2406-nucleotide messenger RNA. RefSeq names its product BR serine/threonine kinase 2 (gene BRSK2). Gene Ontology annotation, cellular component: cytoplasm. The transcript is spliced from 21 exons. Lineage: Eukaryota; Metazoa; Chordata; Mammalia; Chiroptera; Phyllostomidae. Gene Ontology annotation, molecular function: tau-protein kinase activity; ATP binding; protein serine/threonine kinase activity. The coding region runs from base 59 to 2134 and encodes 691 amino acids. Gene Ontology annotation, biological process: protein phosphorylation; intracellular signal transduction; microtubule cytoskeleton organization. The record is from RefSeq and is a predicted model, not a curated record.
CCCUGCCGCCGCCCGCCCGCCCGGGGCGCCCACCUCGCCGGCGCCGGGCCCGGGAGCGAUGACAUCGACGGGGAAGGACGGCGGCGGGGCGCAGCACGCGCAGUAUGUGGGGCCCUACCGGCUGGAGAAGACGCUGGGCAAGGGGCAGACAGGCCUCGUGAAGCUGGGGAUUCACUGUGUCACGUGCCAGAAGGUGGCCGUCAAAAUUGUCAACCGGGAGAAGCUCAGCGAGUCUGUGCUGAUGAAGGUGGAGCGGGAGAUCGCCAUCCUGAAGCUCAUCGAGCACCCUCAUGUCCUGAAGCUGCACGACGUCUACGAAAACAAAAAAUAUUUAUACCUGGUGCUAGAACACGUGUCGGGUGGGGAGCUCUUCGACUACCUGGUCAAGAAGGGGAGGCUGACCCCCAAAGAGGCCCGGAAGUUCUUCCGGCAAAUCAUCUCGGCGCUGGACUUCUGCCACAGCCACUCCAUAUGCCACCGGGAUCUGAAACCAGAAAACCUUCUGCUGGACGAGAAAAACAACAUCCGGAUCGCAGACUUCGGCAUGGCGUCCCUGCAGGUGGGGGACAGCCUGCUGGAGACCAGCUGCGGGUCCCCCCACUAUGCCUGCCCCGAGGUGAUCCGGGGCGAGAAGUACGACGGGCGCAAGGCGGACGUGUGGAGCUGCGGGGUGAUCCUGUUCGCGCUCUUGGUGGGGGCGCUGCCCUUCGACGACGACAACCUGCGGCAGUUGCUGGAAAAGGUGAAGCGGGGCGUGUUCCACAUGCCGCACUUCAUCCCGCCGGACUGCCAGAGCCUGCUGCGCGGCAUGAUCGAGGUGGACGCGGCGCGGCGCCUCACGCUAGAGCACAUUCAGAAACACAUAUGGUAUAUAGGGGGCAAGAACGAGCCUGAGCCGGAGCAGCCCAUCCCCCGCAAGGUGCAGAUCCGCUCGCUGCCCAGCCUGGAGGACCUCGACCCCGACGUGCUGGACAGCAUGCACUCGCUGGGCUGCUUCCGAGACCGCAACAAGCUGCUGCAGGACCUGCUGUCCGAGGAGGAGAACCAGGAGAAGAUGAUCUACUUCCUCCUCUUGGACCGGAAGGAAAGGUACCCCAGCCACGAGGACGAGGACCUGCCCCCCAGGAACGAAAUAGACCCUCCCCGGAAGCGUGUGGACUCCCCGAUGCUGAACCGGCAUGGAAAGCGGCGGCCGGAGCGAAAGUCCAUGGAGGUGCUCAGUGUGACCGACGGCGGCUCCCCGGUCCCGGCGCGCAGGGCCAUCGAGAUGGCUCAGCACGGCCAGAGUAAAGCUAUGUUCAGUAAAAGCCUGGAUAUCGCUGAAGCCCACCCCCAAUUCCGCACAGAAGACAGGUCCAGAUCCAUCAGCGGCGCCUCCUCCGGCCUCUCCACCAGCCCCCUCAGCAGCCCCCGGGUGACCCCUCACCCCUCUCCAAGGGGUAGUCCCCUCCCUACCCCCAAGGGGACACCCGUGCACACGCCCAAGGAGAGCCCGGCCGGUACGCCCAACCCCACGCCGCCGUCCAGCCCCAGCGUCGGAGGGGUGCCCUGGAGAACGCGGCUCAACUCCAUCAAGAACAGCUUCCUGGGGUCGCCCCGCUUCCACCGCCGGAAACUGCAAGUUCCAACGCCAGAGGAGAUGUCCAACCUGACCCCGGAGUCGUCCCCUGAGCUGGCCAAGAAGUCCUGGUUCGGGAACUUCAUCAGCCUGGAGAAGGAGGAGCAGGUCUUCGUCGUCAUCAAGGACAAGCCUCUGAGCUCCAUCAAGGCCGACAUCGUGCAUGCGUUCCUGUCGAUCCCCAGCCUCGGCCACAGCGUCAUCUCCCAGACCAGCUUCCGGGCCGAGUACAAGGCGACGGGGGGCCCGGCCGUCUUCCAGAAACCGGUCAAGUUCCAGGUGGACAUCACCUACACCGAGGGCGGGGCCGCACACAAGGAGAACGGCAUCUACUCCGUCACGUUCACGCUCCUGUCAGGCCCGAGCCGCCGCUUCAAGAGGGUGGUGGAGACCAUCCAGACGCAGCUGCUGAGCGCACACGACCAGCCCCCCGCCCAGCACUCAUCAGACCCCACUAGCUGUGUGGAGGCGGUGACGGGGAGGCUUUCCAAGUGCGGAAUUAUCCCGAAAAGUUAACAUGUCGACCUCCACGAGGCCGUCCCCUGGGCCCCACGCCGGACGCCGGCCGACAGAAGGCAGCUGCGUGGACCUGCCCCUCCGCUCCCGCCGCCGCCACAGCCUGCCCGGGGGCCAGGCCCUGCCCGCCCUCCGCUGCCCCCGUCCGCCUGCCCGCGCGGCGCUCUGCCCGGUUCCUGCUCCGCAUGGCCAUGGGGAGGAGGACCUGGCUCCCGGGGGAAGCCGCCCCCGCCCUGCCGACUGGACUUGCAGCGACUAGAGCCCGGGCGGGC